GGGAUAACGUUAUUUUCCACCCGCGCUAAUAGAAAUCCUUAGUGAAAAUGGGCAUCGACGAUAAAAGUAUGGCUCCUGCUGUUUCGGAAUACUACAAAUCUUUAGUAGCAAGAAACGAAUUAACACGCUCCGAUGUGAGCAUCUUUCCCAGCUAUACGCGUUUGAAAAUUGAAUACUUUGUCGUUUGCAGACAAAGAUAUUACAAAGAAGGAGUGAAACAGCGUCGACAAUUUAUUAAGGAAAUUAAAGUACACGAAAGUUUACAAUCGAGAGCGUUGGACGGCGUACGAGUCCAUAGGGAAUUUUGCAAUCCAGUGCUGGUACCACCUGCCGCGUCCGAAAUUAUUAAGUUAACUCCAAAGGAGAUAAUGCGUUUGGAGAAAAUUUUAGUGACAAAGUAUUAAAUUUCAUUACCGUCGCCGUUUAU
Photinus pyralis (common eastern firefly) is the source of this 427-nucleotide messenger RNA. RefSeq lists its product as uncharacterized. Lineage: Eukaryota; Metazoa; Arthropoda; Insecta; Coleoptera; Lampyridae. Bases 48 to 404 code for a protein of 118 amino acids. The transcript is spliced from 2 exons. The record is from RefSeq and is a predicted model, not a curated record.